AUGUAUCAGAAUGACAGAUAUACCGGUAGUCCAAUAGUAAAUGAAACUAAAAUUGGUAUCAGAAUGCAUCAGAAUGACAGAUAUACUGGUAGUCCAAUAGUAAACGAAACUAAAAUUGGUAACAGAAUGUAUCAGAAUGACAGAUAUACCAGUAGUCCAAUAGUAAAUGAAACUAAAAUUGGUAUCAGAAUGCAUCAGAAUGACAGAUAUACCGGUAGUCCAAUAGUAAAUGAAACUAAAAUUGGUAACAGAAUGUAUCAGAAUGACAGAUAUACCAGUAGUCCAAUAGUAAAUGAAACUAUAAUUGGUAACAGAAUGUAUCAGAAUGACAGAUAUACCGGUAGUCCAAUAGUAAAUGAAACUAAAAUUGGUAUCAGAAUGUAUCAGAAUGACAGAUAUACCGGUAGUCCAAUAGUAAAUGAAACUAAAAUUGGUAACAGAAUGCAUCAGAAUGACAGAUAUACCGGUAGUCCAAUAGUAAACGAAACUAAAAUUGGUAACAGAAUGUAUCAGAAUGACAGAUAUACCGGUAGUCCAAUAGUAAAUGAAACUAAAAUUGGUAACAGAAUGUAUCAGAAUGACAGAUAUACCGGUAGUCCAAUAGUAAAUGAAACUAAAAUUGGUAACAGAAUGUAUCAGAAUGACAGAUAUACCGGUAGUCCAAUAGUAAACGAAACUAAAAUUGGUAUCAGAAUGCAUCAGAAUGACAGAUAUACCGGUAGUCCAAUAGUAAAUGAAACUAAAAUUGGUAUCAGAAUGUAUCAGAAUGACAGAUAUACCGGUAGUCCAAUAGUACCGGCAUCAAUGUAUCUGAUGUGUGACCGUAUGGUAAUGAACUGCUCUACUAUACUGAGUAUAAAAUAA
Molecule: messenger RNA, 864 nt
Organism: Lottia gigantea (owl limpet)
Lineage: Eukaryota; Metazoa; Mollusca; Gastropoda; Lottiidae
Exons: 1
Coding region: 1-864 (287 amino acids)
Source: RefSeq, a predicted model, not a curated record